AUGUCUGCAGGGGCCCAGGAGUUGUACCCAGAACUUCCAGUGAGUGUCUCCCCAGAGCUUUCUGCCGAGUUUGAGCCAAGUAUUGUUCUAGAUGCAAAACCUGAAGCCUCGAGCUCCUUGGUACGGACUUUGCCUGUAGAGCCCCAGAGAACUCAUGUGGAAAAUUGCUCUCCAGAAAGGGACCCCAUGGAUGUUAGGGGGAAACCAAGAUGUUGUGGACUGGCAGGCUCCCCAGCCCCAGCCAGAGAUGCUGUGGCUUCAGGAGUCUUUGAGAAAGAGAGUGAAGCAGAGAGAGUGGAGCAGAAGUCCUCAGACAGCCAUGGGGAUCAGGAGGAGGAAGCACGAACUGUGGGAGCCCCUGACGAGGGAUUGGCAGAAGGCCAGGAGCAGCCUUCCCCAGCUGCGGCUGAAAGAGCGUGGGGCUCAUGCCAGGUGGUCCUCUGGAAGCAGCUAAAGCGAGACCUGAGCUGGAGCUGUCCUGUUCCUGACAAUGACCUGCAUCCCACAGAAGAAAACCAAGGAAACGUACAGGUUACAACAGAAACUCUGCCAAAACCUACUGAAGAAGAACAAGGUAUGAAGGUCAAUGGGACUGAGACCAUUAGGAAUGACAAAGUGAGUAAAAGUCUCCCAACUGGGUUCAUCGACUGCCCAGAUAGAGACAAAAUCAUGACCAGUGGUGAGGGUUCAGAAACCAGCACCCUAGUUUCCCUAGAGCCUUUAACCUCUGUGGAACCUGAAUUGACAAAAGCGCCUUCAAAAGAAAAAGAAUGUGAAAAAUCCAUUGCUUCUUGUCCUCUUGUGCUGCCAUCAUCAGAGGACAGUGUCAACUCGACAUUGUACAGUGAAACACUGUCCAGAUUGAGCCUUGUCCACAAAGCCGUUGACAAUCACCAACACACCAAGCCAAGCAUUCUUCAGGUGAAGAGCAAGGAAAGUGGUGUUUGCCUCCAAAUGUCAUGUCUCCCAUUGAGCUUGCCCUCUGCUGAGUCCGAAAGCAUCUCCCUUGAAAAAUGUGACUCUGACAAUGACCAACAGAAGAUGGAAAAACCCUUCUGGAAUGGAGAGAUCUUGAGAGAAGGCUCAGCUUAUAGACUGAAAGGGGAAGACCAAGCUCUGAGUGUCAGGAGCCAAACUGUUGCCUGCACAGCCUCAGUCAGGGGGCUCGAGAAAGUAGCCAGCAAGAGAACUCUGUUUCUCCUUCUGAAGGAGAUCCUAGCCAAGGCCCCUCAGAAAUUCAAGGAAAUCUAA
Messenger RNA from Gracilinanus agilis (Agile Gracile Mouse Opossum), 1251 nucleotides. Its product is annotated as protein PRR14L-like. The record is from RefSeq and is a predicted model, not a curated record. NCBI's taxonomy places the organism in Eukaryota, Metazoa, Chordata, Mammalia, Didelphimorphia, Didelphidae. The coding region runs from base 1 to 1251 and encodes 416 amino acids. The transcript is spliced from 4 exons.